AUGUACGCGAACGCCGUGUUGGAGAACUUGUUUGGUACGAUCGGGGCGAUCCUAUGGAGCAUUCAAUUGAUCCCGCAACUGGUGAGUUUCAUCGUUCCAUUGCCGAGCGCUGUCAAGCGCCCACCGCACUUUCGCAGCGGCUUCGACUAGACUAGAGCCGACGGAAUGCGAGGCACGCAGUCAUUGGUCACCGAGCUACUUUGGGGCUCGCCACGGGUGCAUGUGAUCGUCGUUGGACAUGUGCUUUCCACGUUCUUCACGGGUGAGAAUCCCGGUACUAUUUUGUCAACUUGUUUUUGUCCUCAGUGGAAGUCGUACAGGCGGAAGAACACGGCCGGGUUGUCAAGCGCGAUGCUCGGGAUCUGGUUUUUUGCAGGCAUCUGGCUUGGUGGGUCAUCUACAACACUUUUUGGACCAAUGCGAUUCGAGUUGAGCUGACAUGUCGCCGUCAAUCGCCAUCUCCACCUCCUUCAGGUGCCUACGUGCUCAUUGAAAACCUUUCGAUCCCGCUGCUCAUACAGUGAGUUGUCUUUCCCACGACACUCGUGCUGGGCCUUUCACAUUGCAUCCGGACUGCCGUAACGCCCAUCAAGUGGCUGCAAGACGCCGCGAGCCGUCGCUGACAUGAUUCUACCUUUCGCUCCUGGUGCAUCAGACCGCAGCUUUUCUGUUUUUUCGCCGCCAUCGCCUACGCACAAUGCCUCUACUACGACCAGAACAGGUCCGCCACGUUCGCGACAACUGUUUGCGUCGUCUGCUGCUCCCUCGCUGGUGGACUUGAGGCUGGUCUCAUCUUUGCGGCUAGGGUGAGCCUCAUUCCCACCCGCGCGCCCCUGUCUCCGCAUUCCACGGCCGACGAAGCGCUAACCCUUGUCGCUUCUCCUUUCGAUUGACCCCACCACAAACAGCAUCUCGAAAGCCGCGGCAACACGCGCCUCACAACCGCGAUCGGGACCAUCUCAGCCAUCUUCAUCGUCCUCGGUCUCUUACCCCAAUACUACGAGAUCUACCAAUACCGCGCCGUGAUCGGCAUCUCGCUCAUUUUCAUCACCAUCGAUCUCGUCGGUGGAGUCAUGUCGACGCUUUCCCUCGUCUUCGCAAAAGGUUCUUUCGACACUUUGGCAGCAUUGUCCUAUGCCGCUGUCGUGGUGUUGGAGAUUGGGAUACUGGCGUUGGUGCCGGUGUUGAACCCGCGGUAUCAUCGAAGGCAGGAGGAGCGGAAACCGGAAGAGGAUGAAGCCCUGUCAAAGGGGACAAUCGACACCAUCAUGUGUGAAACCCCGGAAUCGUUAGGAAAAGUGGUGUAG
Microbotryum saponariae is the source of this 1307-nucleotide messenger RNA. Lineage: Eukaryota; Fungi; Basidiomycota; Microbotryomycetes; Microbotryales; Microbotryaceae. The record is from the annotation of a GenBank genome assembly.